CGUUAACAGGCGAAUGUUUUUUACAUCAGACUGUCUUUUGUCUUUUCUUUGUGAAAAUUAGUAGUACUUUAGUUUAAUUCGAAAUACUAAUUAAAUACACUAAUGUCGGACAACCAGGACAAAGAAGAAACAUUGGCCAGUUUCCAGAUGAUAACUGGAAUAGAGGAUGUUGGCGAAGCCUUCUCCCACCUGGAGGCAUCCAAUUGGGAUCUUGUGGAGGCACUCAGCCGUGUUAUGCCACACGACGAUGAGCCGUUGGCCAAUCCCAUACAUACACCAGAGCCGCCAGCACCGGAUCCAGUGGCAGUCGCAUCGGCGUCAUCAAAUCCAAAUUCCAAUGGCUUUAGGCCUUUCAACUUUGACGAGCUGCCAGGUCCCUCGCAGGGUGCACGCAUGUUUCCAACCUCACAAUUGCUGGCCCAGCUGACGUCGAGCAUCAACUUGGAUCCCUCCAGGCAGAAUAAUAACCAAAACCUCUUAACAUUCAACAUACACUUUAACCAACAGCUCUAUCAAAUUCGCAUGCAGCCAAAUGCAACUAUAGAACAAUUGAAACGCAAGAUCUUUGAUGUGACAAAUGUGCCGCAAUGCCGCCAGGCCCUACGCGGCUGGCCGCCGUCCAAAGCCAGCGAUGCACAAAUACCAGAGACGCAGCUGUGCACUUUAGAUUUGGCGCCCGAAAGCGAGCUGAUACUCGUUGAUCUAACCGAUGAUGGUUUCAUGGAUACCGAACAGGAUGAGGUAACACAGCGUUUGGACAAGGUAUUUAAAAUCCAUAUUGUGGAGGAGGGCGGACCAGAGGCACGCAGGCUUACACUCAAUUUUCCCGGGCGCACAACCAUCCAAGAACUGAAAACGAAUGUUUACUACAUUACCAGUAUACCAGUUAGGCAUCAGGAAUGGUCCGGCUGGCCCAGCGGUUGUGAUAACGAUACCAAUUUGGCGCAAUCGGGCAUCGAGCAAACGCACGAUUUUGUGAUUCGCAACAUUGCGGAUAGAACAUCAAACAAUUCCAAUUUGCUGGCCAACACUGAAGUCGUGACCCUCGACAGCGAGAGCUCAGCGGAUGAGUUUGAGGAUGCCACAGAUUUUAAUAACUCGGAGUACAUAUUCUCUGAUUCGCCGCCCGUACAGCCGCUUAAUAGGCAUUUGAUACCCAAUAACACGAACGACGAGACGAGUGGCUCCACACAAUUUGUGGAUAACUAUAUACAACGUUUUGGUGAGCCACAUCCGGACUUUUAUGUGGGCAGCUUAGAGAGCGCCUUGCGGCUGGCCUGUCACAAGCCUGCCAAGGAGCGCAAAUUGUUGGCCAUCUAUUUGCACCAUGGCGAGAGCAUACUCACAAAUGUAUUCUGUGAUCAUCUCAUGAAGGACGAGGCCAUCAUACAGACAUUCAGAGAGAACUUCGUGCUCUAUGGCUGGGACAUGACGUACGAGAGCAACAAAGACAUGUUCCUCUCCUCGCUGACGGCCUGCAUCAACAGCAACGCCUCGUUAACGGCCAGAAAUAUAAAACUUGACAAGCUACCCGCCAUUAUGCUAGUUGGCAAAAGCCGUCUCAUGGGCCGCCAAACAUGCGAGGUCUUAUCUGUGAUUCAUGGCAACAUUGGUCUGGUUGAUCUGCAGUCGCGUCUGAUUGAGACAACGGUGAUGUAUGAGGAGCAGCUGCAGGGUGAGAUACGUGAGGAGAACGAGCGCGCUGCGCGCGAUCAGGUCAAAGCUGAGCAGGACAUGGCCUACGAGGAGACCCUACAGGCGGACAUGGCCAAAGAGGCAGCGAAACGUCAAAAGGAGGCCGCCCAGGCAGCCGAACGUAAACGCAUUGAAUCCGAGCGGGCCGAAGAAGAUGCUAGACGCGAAUCCAUCAGAUUAGUGGCUAGUCAAGCGUUACCUAUGGAGCCUGCCGAGCAUGAAGCAAACAUUUCCAAAAUACGCGUACGCAAGCCAACUGGCGAUUUUUUGGAGCGUCGAUUUUUCACGCGAGACACACUCCAGGAUUUGUUGAAUUUUGUUACCGCGAGCGGUUUUCUUAUCGAUGAGUACAAGAUUAUUAGCAGUUGGCCGCGACGCGAUCUGACGGCCAUCAAUGCUGGCCAAACGCUGGAAACGCUCAAACUGUAUCCGCAGGAGACGGUCAUAUUGGAGGAGCGAUUUUGAUUUUGAUUAUGAUUAUGAUUAUGAUACUAAUUUCUGAUUCUGUUCGUUUUCUCAGUUUUUAAGCGUUUCGUUUACAUAUUGGGUUUAAGUUCUCUGCAUUAAUAAGUGAAAAAAUUUAGUCUUGUA
Drosophila virilis is the source of this 2286-nucleotide messenger RNA. It is a transcript of the gene casp, whose product is annotated as Fas associated factor casp. NCBI's taxonomy places the organism in Eukaryota, Metazoa, Arthropoda, Insecta, Diptera, Drosophilidae. Gene Ontology annotation, molecular function: ubiquitin binding. The record is from RefSeq and is a predicted model, not a curated record. Gene Ontology annotation, cellular component: nucleus; endoplasmic reticulum.